Tribolium madens (black flour beetle) is the source of this 4491-nucleotide messenger RNA. RefSeq names its product peroxidasin. Gene Ontology annotation, molecular function: heme binding; protein binding; peroxidase activity. Bases 112 to 4287 code for a protein of 1391 amino acids. The record is from RefSeq and is a predicted model, not a curated record. The transcript is spliced from 7 exons. Gene Ontology annotation, biological process: response to oxidative stress. Lineage: Eukaryota; Metazoa; Arthropoda; Insecta; Coleoptera; Tenebrionidae.
GUGUUUGGUCGCCAGCAGCCAAUAACACAACCAGUCUCUCUUGAGACGUCGUGGAGAAAGGAUUGUGUUUUGUAAAUGUGCACGACUGCUGAGUGACGAUAUUUCUCCACAAUGUGGCGAUUGUGUUUGAUUUUUCUUACAUUAGGAUUCGCCAUCGACGCACAAAGAAGAAAUUAUUCACAGUUCCCUUGCCCUUCGAGAUGUGUAUGCUUCAGAAGAACAGUGAGAUGCAUGCAACUGGAGCUGACUGAAGUCCCAAAAGCACCACUGCCCACAGUCAUGUUAGAUCUACGAUUUAACAAGAUUAGAGAUAUCGUUCCUGGCAGUUUCAAAGGCCAUAAAUCCUUACGAUCCCUUCUACUUAACAACAACUCCCUGAAAAGCUUGAAAAAUGGGAUUUUCACUGGCCUUGUGCAACUUCGACAUCUCUAUCUUUAUAAAAAUAGGAUAAAAUAUAUUGAAGAUGAAGUUUUUCACGGACUACCCAAACUAGAACAUUUAUACUUGCACAAUAACGAAUUAGAAGAAUUUAAAAGUGGAACUUUUUCAAACAUCCCGCAGCUGGACCGACUAUUUCUUUACAACAACCACAUAAGCCAUAUCCCAACAGGUGCCUUCCAAAAUCUGCCAAAACUAACUCGAUUACGGCUCGACCAAAACGCUCUGGUCUGUGAUUGCCGAAUCGCAUGGUUCGCGAAAAUGCUAAACGAUAACACCAUCCACGUCGCUGCCAACUGUCGUUACCCCCAUGAAAUGUAUGGAAAACCUCUCAAAGGGAUGACCACGCAUGAUUUUCAUUGUAAAGCACCAGAAAUCAUGGAAGGACCUCAAGACGUUGAAAUUUCAUGGGGGAGCACUGCUGUAUUCACUUGCAGAGUCACUGGUGACCCAAAACCGUCCAUUUUUUGGAUGCGUGAUGACAAGGAAAUUGAGAUGAACAACGACAAGUAUGACAUUAUGGAGAAUGGAUCGUUGGUGAUUAAACACACUGAUGAGAGUGACAGUGGACACUAUGAAUGUAUGGCGAAGAAUGAGGAUGGAGAGGUCAAGUCUAGACCUGCUAGGAUGAUUCUGGUACGGCCAGAUCAACAAUUCCGGGGUGAAAAUGGUAGUCCAGUAUUUCUUGUAACUCCUGUCAGUAUUACAACAAGUGAAUCAGAUCCUUCAAUUAAUCUACAUUGUAAAGCUUUUGGUAACCCCCAUCCUACCAUAACUUGGUCUCGCAAUGGGAUACAACUGACGACAUCUCAGAGGCAUUUUAUUGACGAAGAUGGGACUCUAGUGAUUCGACCAGUUAAAGCAAGUGAUCAUGGUACUUACCGAUGCGAUGCUACUAAUUCGAAUGGAAGGAUUAGUGCAGAAGCGGAUGUGAUAGUAAAUGUUGCUCCAGUUUUCACCGCCCAUCCCCAAAACACAGAAACAAACCCUGGUUCCAACGUCAAAUUAGAAUGUGUUGCUGUCGGAUCACCUCCUCCUGAGAUCACUUGGUUCAAAGACGACUUAGAAGUACGCUCCAAUGGCCGACUUUUCAUCUCCGAGGACGGAAGCUACUUAGAGAUCCGCAACGCCAAAGAAUCAGACUCAGGCCUCUACAUAUGCGAAGCAAGAAACCACAUCGGUUUUCGCGAAGUAAGCGCAAAAGUCCAAAUAACAUCACUUGCCCGAAAACCACCAAAAUUCAUCUACAAGCCUUACAACAUUGAAGCUUUGGUUGGUAGUACCAUUGAGUUGCCUUGCAAAGCAGACGGUGACCCUACUCCUGGGAUACAAUGGCAGAAAGAUGGGUCCAGUUUACAAAGAACUGGACGUACCAAAGUCUCACUUACUGGAAAUUUGUACAUCUAUGGAGUCGUUCCAGAUGAUCAAGGGCGGUACGAGUGUGCUGCUAUUAAUGAUUAUGGGAGAAGUACUGCGUCUUGUUACGUAACUGUGAAAGAGAACCAGAAUCCAACUGAUUUCGGAAUUGGGGAUAAAUUUGUCAAAAUUGCCUUCGAUGAAGCCUCACACGAGGUGGACAAAGCAAUAAAUAAGACUAUUGAUAAUUUAUUUAAUCACAAGGGUCCACACACUUCUGCUGAGUUGUUUCGAUUGGUUAGAUUCCCCGAUGCUCCAGCACGUGAAUUAGCUCGGGCUGCAGAGGUUUAUGAACGCACUUUAGUGAACAUCCGGAAACACAUAGAACAAGGAAUGACUAUGAACGGAAGUUACGAUUUUAACUACAGGGAAAUCCUUUCCCCUGACCAUUUGAAUCUAGUCGCGGAAUUGUCGGGUUGUAUGACACACAGACUGGCACGGAAUUGCUCCGAUAUGUGCUUCCACUCCAAAUACCGUACCAUUGAUGGUACUUGUAAUAACUUGCAACACCCCAUGUGGGGGGCUUCUUUAACCGGUUUUCGGCGAAUCCUCAAACCCAUCUACGAAAAUGGUUUCAGUACUCCUGUUGGUUGGAACAAAGACACGAAAUAUUACGGGUAUCCAAAACCCAGCUCUAGAUUAGUCUCAACUACGCUUAUUGCGACAAGCAAGAUCACCCCAGAUAGUGAAAUAACCCAUAUGGUGAUGCAAUGGGGUCAAUUCCUUGACCAUGACCUCGACCAUGCUAUACCUUCAGUUAGUUCCGAAAGUUGGGAUGGAAUCGAUUGUAAGAAAUCGUGCGAUUAUGCCGCCCCGUGCUACCCUAUGGACGUCCCCCCCAACGAUCCAAGAGUCACAAAUCGACGUUGCAUCGAUUUUAUCAGAUCUUCAGCCAUUUGUGGCUCCGGCAUGACUUCUGUCUUCUUCGACAACAUCCAACAUCGCGAGCAAAUCAACCAGUUGACUUCGUACAUCGACGCGUCUCAAGUGUAUGGAUUUUCGGAGGAAUUAGCAAGGGAUUUGCGUGAUUUGAACAGUGACGGAGGACGGCUUCGUGAAGGUGCCGUUUUUCCCGGUCGCAAACCCUUGCUUCCUUACGCCGGAAACCAGGGAGUUGACUGUCGGAGAAACCUUUCCGAGAGUACCGUCAACUGCUUUGUUGCUGGUGAUAUUCGUGCAAACGAGCAAGCUGGACUCAUUGCCAUGCAUACUUUAUGGAUGCGGGAACACAAUCGAGUGGCGCGAGAGUUGAAACAGCUGAACCCACAAUGGGACAGCGAUACCGUCUACCAGGAGUCUCGUAAAAUCAUAGGUGCAGCAAUGCAACACAUAACGUACAAUCACUGGCUCAAGUUUAUUAUUGGAGAGGAAGGAAUGCGGCUUCUCGGUGACUAUAAAGGUUAUGAUCCGACUAUAAACCCGAGCAUAUCGAAUGUCUUCGCGACCGCGGCUCUCCGUUUCGGUCACACUCUCAUUAACCCGGUUUUGCAUCGACUGGAUUGGGACUUUAAACCGAUCCGAGAAGGUCAUUUGCCUCUCCGCAAGGCCUUUUUCUCGCCUUGGCGCAUAGUCGACGAAGGGGGCAUAGACCCUCUCCUCCGAGGCCUUUUCACCGUCCCUGCCAAAGUCAAGAAACCCGACGAGAAUUUAAACACGGAACUCACAGAACAACUGUUCAAAACAGCACAUGCCGUCGCUCUGGAUUUAGCCGCGAUGAAUAUCCACCGGUCCAGAGACCACGCUAUUCCAGGCUACAUCGAGUUUCGCAAGUUUUGCAACAUGACCCAAGUCGACAGUUUCGAGGAUCUCAGGAAUGAAAUCACCGAUCGCACAGUCUUACGAAAGUUGCAAGACUUGUAUGGCCAUCCUGGGAACAUCGAUGUGUGGGUUGGGGGAGUUUUGGAAGACCCGGUUGAGGGUGGCCGAGUUGGGCCGCUCUUCCAGUGUCUUUUGAUCGAGCAGUUUAGACGACUGAGGGAAGGAGAUCGGUUCUAUUACGAGAAUCCGUCUGUUUUUAAACCCGAACAACUCGUGCAAAUCAAGCAGUAUUCGCUGAGUCGUGUCUUGUGCGAUAACGGGGAUAAUAUUACUCGCGUUUCCAAAAACUCGUUUAUUUUGCCGGAACUUCAAGGGGGAUUUAGCCAAUGUGAAGAAAUUCCGAAAGUUGAUUUGAGUUUGUGGUCGGAGUGCUGCAGCGAUUGCCGCUAUUCGGGUCAGCUGAAUACUAUUAGUCGAUUGAAUGCCCGGAAUCGGCGACAUUUGGAUGAAGAGGGGCGUUUGUUGUACGCAAAUUCGACUGUCAACGAUGGUUAUUUCGAGGAAAAUAAAAAGUUGAAGAAGAGGAUUAUUAAAAUGGAGAAAGAUUUGACUAAUAUGAAAGAUACAAUACAGGAAUUGGAGAGAGUUAUUAGAAAGUUGGAGAAACAGAAUUAAAGUGAGAAUAAUAUUUUUAGAAAUGUACGAUAAUUGCUGCCAUCGUUUCGCUGUUAAGUCUAGAUUUAAUUUUUAGCACUGUACUGCCAAGGUUUACUUAAAUUUCACCUAAAUUUACGCAUUUCUUUCUUGUGAUAAACUAACAAUACGUACCUACCUAAUCGAAUUGUUGUAAAAAUACAUAAAUAAAUAAUAAAAUUAAAA